This is a messenger RNA of Chionomys nivalis (European snow vole), 3111 nucleotides long. It is a transcript of the gene Lipa, whose product is annotated as lipase A, lysosomal acid type. The record is from RefSeq and is a predicted model, not a curated record. NCBI's taxonomy places the organism in Eukaryota, Metazoa, Chordata, Mammalia, Rodentia, Cricetidae. Gene Ontology annotation, biological process: sterol metabolic process. Gene Ontology annotation, cellular component: intracellular membrane-bounded organelle. Bases 226 to 1461 code for a protein of 411 amino acids. Gene Ontology annotation, molecular function: sterol ester esterase activity. The transcript is spliced from 10 exons.
GGGUGGAGUCACCAGGGCACUUUCCGGCAGCUUCGGCCCUCCCUCCAGGUCUACUUAGGCUGCUGGCUGGCCACUCUGCCUGGGCUGUAGUGGGCUCUGCGCCUGGAGACAGAGGUUGGAAGAUCGCUCUGGGCACAGUUUGAGCCGUUUGUUUCAGACCUGUCUUCCCUGUGGGAUUCUAGCCACACUUGGUUCAAGAUUUUUAAAGAGAGCUUUGCUCUGUCAAUGCAUGUUCGUUCAGCCGGCUGCUUUAACCGGAAGAAGAUGCAGCAGCUCCUAGGCAUGGUGCCCUAUGUCAUCCUUGUAAUCCUGCUUUCUGGGGGACCCAUGGGGUCCGUCUCAGCUGUGGACCCCGAGGCAAAUAUGAAUGUGACUCAAAUCAUCACGUACUGGGGCUACCCAAGUGAGGAGCAUGUGGUCCAGACAGAGGACGGGUAUAUUCUGAGUCUUCACCGAAUCCCUCAUGGGCGGAGCAACCAUUCUGACAGAGGUCCCAGACCAGUUGUAUAUCUUCAGCAUGGCUUUCUGGCAGAUUCGAGUAACUGGGUCACGAACAUUGACAACAGCAGCCUAGGCUUCAUUCUGGCGGAUGCUGGCUUUGAUGUGUGGAUGGGGAACAGCAGGGGAAAUACCUGGUCUCGGAAACACAAGACUCUCUCAGUUUCUGAGGAUGAAUUCUGGGCCUUCAGUUUUGAUGAGAUGGCGAAAUAUGACCUACCUGCUUCAAUUAACUACAUUGUAAAUAAAACUGGUCAAGAACAAGUAUAUUAUCUGGGUCAUUCUCAAGGCACCACCGUAGGUUUUAUAGCCUUCUCGCAGAUGCCUGAGCUGGCAAAGAAGAUUAAAAUGUUUUUUGCCCUGGCUCCCGUGGUGUAUCUCAAUUUUGCCUUGAGCCCUCUGAUCAAGCUUGGACGGUUGCCAGACAUUCUUUUUGAGGACUUGUUUGGACAUAAACAGUUUCUUCCCCAGAGUGCAGUGCUGAAGUGGCUGAGCACUCACGUUUGCACCCACGUCGUCUUGAAGGAGCUUUGCACAAAUGUCUUCUUUCUUAUCUGUGGCUUCAAUGAGAAGAACUUGAAUGUGUCUAGAGUGGAUGUGUAUACAACACACAGUCCCGCGGGAACAUCUGUGCAAAACUUACUACACUGGGUCCAGCUUAUUAAACACCAUAAGUUUCAAGCUUUUGACUGGGGAAGCAGUGACAAGAAUUAUUUUCAUUACAACCAGAGUUACCCUCCAGUGUAUGACAUGAAGGACAUGACUGUACCCACUGCUUUGUGGAGCGGGGGCCAGGACUGGGUGGCAGACCCCAGUGACAUCAGUAUCUUACUGACUCAGCUCCCCAACUUGGUGUAUCACAAGCACAUUCCUGAGUGGGAACAUCUGGAUUUUAUUUGGGGUUUGGACGCUCCCUGGAGGAUGUAUAAUGAAAUAGUUAGUCUAUUGAGGAAAUACCAGUGAAAGCCAGACUUGAGAUAUGUACCCUUUACUAGGGCAAAAAGAUAUUUGCUUAAUUUCUGUAAAAUACUUGUGUUUUCCUUACCUCGCUAGAUCUUUUGCUUUUUUUAUAUGCAAGAAGAUGGUGUCUUUGAAGCUAUCCAAUGCUCUCUAGUCAGUAAGGAGCAUGCUAAUGAUGAUUAUCAGGCUGCUGUCGCCACCAGUGAUGCCUUCUUGAGUCUUUAAAGAGUAUGGGUGAUGUGUGGAAAUGGCAUUGUAAUCAUUUUGUUACUUUUUACAAUUGUUUUCCGUGGUUGUGUGCCACAUAGACGUGCGUAUGCGUGUGCUAUGCACUGGCCAGACCUGCCUUGUGUGGAGGCCACGGCUAGGGUCAGGAUGCCUUCCUCAAACACUCUUCAUCUUAUUUUUUGAGAGAGGGUCUCUCGCUGAAUCUGGAGCUUGCCGUUUUAGCUGGACUGACUGGCCAAGGAGCCUCCAGGAUCUGCCUGUCUACCUUCCCUCUUACCAGUGCUGGGCUUACAGGCACACGUUGUCCCAUGCAGCAUUUUUACAUUGGUUCUAGGGAUAUAAACUCAGGUUCUUGUGCUUUAGGAAUGAGCACUUUACCCACUGAGCCACCUCCCCAACCCCUCUGUACUAUAAAGGCUUCUCGAUUACCUUUCUAUCCCAGCCAACACAUGUGAGCACAUACAGGAGACUUCAAGCCAUCGUUGGUGAGCAAAAAUAAAUCUGUCUCUGAUUUGAAUUCAGUAUGAAAGUACCUUAUUCUGGGCUUGACGCGGCAGCGUGAACCUGCACCUGGGAGACUGUGACGGAAAGACUGCUGUGGAUUUAGGGCUUUUCUAGACAGUGAGACUUUAUCUCAAAAGACCAAAGACAAAUAAAACAAAUAAAACAAAGUGCUCAAGUCUCAUUUUCUUGCCUUAGAUGCUCCCCAGCCUAAUAUUCCGGUGUUCACCUGUCUAAACAACAUUUUUCAUGCUUUUUAUGAACUCUCUAGCCAAAUCCAGUGUUAUCCCAGCCUUUUUAGAACUAAAUUCUCUCUCUUCAGUUUUAUCAAACCUCAAUAACAAGCAUUUAGCAAAUAUUCAGAUUUUCCAGGCUAAGCCAAGGUGUGUGUGGGGGGAGUCAAGAAUCUUUGAAAGCAGAUUGCACUGAUUAAAAAACAAAUCUCUUGCAAAUACCUUGAAGACUGAUACACUUGGUAGACUCAGCUGUGUGUGUCCCUGUGUGGCAGGCCAUCAGGUCCCCUUUCUGUGAAGAAGCAUCCUGUGGAGGGACAAACCAUGAAUUAUCCGAUAGUGAGUGCUGCUGUCGUGAUGGCGUCUGCCUGAAGCCAAAGCUGGCUGCCUGUGACAAGGGGCCUGGUUCAUUUCCACACACAUGAAUUGGGUAUUGUCCGAUCAACAUUCAGCUCAGGAAUUCUAUUUUGAAAACCAGUGUUGUGUGCACUAUAUCGUGUGCAGGACGCCCAGGUUUGCCUGCUUUGCUUGCAUCGAUGUCUCUUAUCAGCUGAUAAGUUUUGUUAGUUGAUAACGAUUCUGACCUAGUUACCUUAGAUGCAGCAAUAUUACUCGAUUUUGACCCAUACAUGCAGGCAGCAUGAUACAACGUUGUAACAUUUUAAAGGAUCAUAUUUAAACUUUUCAAUAA